This is a messenger RNA of Paramormyrops kingsleyae, 3524 nucleotides long. RefSeq names its product sorting nexin 1b (gene snx1b). Gene Ontology annotation, cellular component: endosome; endosome membrane. The record is from RefSeq and is a predicted model, not a curated record. Lineage: Eukaryota; Metazoa; Chordata; Actinopteri; Osteoglossiformes; Mormyridae. Gene Ontology annotation, biological process: intracellular protein transport; early endosome to Golgi transport. Gene Ontology annotation, molecular function: phosphatidylinositol binding.
UUUCUUACAGGAGGUGAAAGAAAACGUUAAAGGAGCUCCAGGAACUCGUGUAUCUACCCCGCCAUCUGCCUUUCAAUGUCAUAUUAGUGAAGUUUUAUGAUGCUGCCGCCGCCGCCUGCUCGCGCAGUCUAAAGAUGGCGACCAGCUCGGAGCGUAGUCCCCCUCCCUUCCCCGAAUCCGAGGACCAGGAACCCGACCCCGACCCGGCUGAUGGGGACAGCGACGAGGGAGAGGACAUCUUCACCGGGAACAGCAAGCCAGCAGAAAUAAAAGCGGAGCGGCACCAGCCACCUGUCGACGUGACCGCGAAGCUGCAGCGCGACAUCCCCAGCAGCGACCCCCUGGGCGACCUGGACGGCAGCGGGGCCAAUAAGAAGCCUGCACGAGACGGCAGACAGGCCGACCUCUUCACCGAGCCGCGGUCGGACAUCUUCAGCGAGGAGGCCGCCGCGAGACCUGCCAGGCCCGGACCUGCCUCCGGCUCCAACGCCAACUCCAGCUCCAAGUCCAACGGCAUUCACUCAGAUGAAGAACAGGAUAUCUUCGCUGAAGCCACUGUCGAGCUUUCGCUGGACAGCCCUCAUAGCGAAAGGAAGGAGACACCCAAACCAGUUACGAGCACCGAGUCGUCUGUCGCCGUCCAGCCAAGCGCGCCGAAAACGGCGCUUAAAACGAUGGCAGAGCUGGAGGAGGAGGAGAGUGAGGACAAGUUUGAGCUGAAUAUUUCCAUCACCAACCCCGAGAAAGUCGGAGACGGCAUGAAUGCCUACAUGGCCUACCAGGUGUCCACACAGACGUCGCUGCCCAUGUUCAGGAGCAAGUCAUUCACAGUGAAGCGGCGCUUCAGCGAUUUCCUGGGCCUCUACGAGAAGCUGUCGGAGAAGCAUGCACAGAACGGCUACAUCGUGCCCCCGCCCCCAGAGAAGAGCAUUCUGGGGAUGACCAAAGUGAAGGUGGGCAAGGAAGACCCAUCCUCCGCUGAGUUUGUGGAGAGGAGGAGGGCAGCUUUAGAAAGGUAUCUCCAAAGAGUUGUUGCUCACCCCUCCCUCCUGCAGGACCCGGACGUGCGUGAGUUUUUGGAAAGAGACGAGUUGCCCAGGGCCGUGAACACGCAGGCGCUGAGCGGUGCUGGGUUCUUGAAGAUGAUCAAUCGGGCCACCGACGCCGUCAGCAAGAUGACCAUCAAGAUGAACGAGUCGGACAUUUGGUUUGAGGAGAAACUCCAGGAGGUGGAGAGCGAGGACCAGCAACUCAGGAAGCUCCACGGCGUGGUGGAAUCGCUGGUGAACCACAGGAAGGACCUGUCCAUCAACACGGCCGUGUUCGCCAAGAGCGUGGCCAUGUUGGGCAGCUCGGAGGACAACACGGCGCUGUCCCGGGCUCUGUCUCAGCUGGCCGAGGUGGAGGACAGGAUGGAGCAGCUGCACCAGGAACAGGCCUCCAGCGACUUCUUCGUGUUCGCCGAGCUGCUGGCCGACUACAUCCGGCUGCUGGGCGGCGUGCGAGGCUGCUUCGAUCAGCGCAUGAAGACAUGGCAGCGGUGGCAGGACGCGCAAGUCACGCUGCAGAAGAAGCGGGAGAACGAGGCCAGGCUGCUGUGGGCCAACAAGCCGGACAAGCUGCAGCAGGCCAAAGAGGAGAUUGCCGAGUGGGAGAACAAGGUUACUCAGUACGAGGCUGACUUUGAGCGCAUCUCCACCACGGUCCGCAAGGAGGUACUUCGGUUCGAGAAGGAGAAGGCCAGGGACUUCAAAAACCAGAUUAUGAAAUACCUGGAGUCUCUGCUACAUUCACAGCAGCAGCUUAUCAAGUAUUGGGAGGCUUUCCUACCCGAGGCCAAGGCGAUCGCGUGACGUGCUGGGAAGAGGCAGCCUUUUAAUACUUUACCUCUCGCCUAUAAACCAAGGAAAGAGCCUACGAUGUGCCAGAAAGGGAAAAGAGUACAAUCUAUUACAUUUUUAUUCAUCAUAAACCUAUAGCUCUUUAUCUUAACAACUAUUAAUAAUUGUAUAUUUUUCAGUUAACUUCCACAUAUUUUCUUAAUAACAAACUAUCUUGCCAUUGACUGCUUGUCGGUGAGCUUGGGUGCAGCAGGGUGCAGCUGGUUUCCCACUGGAGCCAUUUUUUUCUCUCUUCUUUUUUUGCCUUUUCUUUCCCACUGUGACUGAAAUCACUGAAGCUGCUGGCAUCAGGUGAUUGCACGGGUUCAACACCAGAUGGCGCUCUCUGCCAGUUGUUUACAGUGGAUAUGGGGGAGUUUUUUCUCGCACCUAGCAGGUAGCAAUAAGCACCUGUUUUCCCUUAAGUGCAAAUAUAGUAGUUUGGCUUGGCACAUGUUAAUUUCUUAGAUAUUGAUUUAUUUUCCUUAGUAUUCUUGAACUUUGAAAAUCUCUGAAUCAUCCCUUUGAUUUGGUAAUAUGAGAUGUUACUUUGCAGUCUCUCUGUCGACAGCUCAGGCUCGAUCUAGUAUCUUCCCAUACGUCAUUAACUUAGUCACCACCUCGCGGUGGCUUUUCUAUGGAAGUGGCGUGUGAUACAUCUACCCAUAAUCCUCUUGGGGCAGAGGGCCGUAAUAUGCGGAGUUAAUGUGUGCAGCUUGCCAACCAGUUGAGACCUGGAGUUACCUGUGGCUGAGGCCUAGACUUCUACGCUCCUGACUGAAGUAACUCAUUCAGGACAGCAUAAAAACACCUUUGGGGGUCUUCCUGUGUGUGUUAAGUGUCUGUAUGUCAAAGGAUUACUUUAAAUUGGGGGUAAAAUACAUGCAAUCUGGGGAUGGGGGCAAGCCAUGGUACCGCACACCUGUUUUUGACAGUCACUGCAGGUUUCAGUUUGACAUUGGGGCUGAGGUGAGAUGGUAUAACAGCACUUAAUGCCCCGUUUGCAGUCGAGUGCCCCCCACCCCGCUGCAGGCCGGGCAUCCCCUCUGUUUUUGAGGAGCCGCUAUCGUUAGUGUCCCAGGUGCGUCAGACGGCAGCAGGAUGAGCUCAAGGGCAGGUUUUCUCAGCACUUGUGUCCCAAAGCAUGUUUCCACCCUGGCCUCUUGUCAGCCUCACUCAAGCCCCUGUUACCCCAGAACCGCCUUUCAGACACAAGACAAUCUGUCCCGUUCCUGACGUCGAAGCUGAUGACCGUUCAGCGAUAUGAAGUUAAUAUACUCACAAGGUAACUGAACAUUUUAGCCAUAUGCCAAUAUAUAAAUGUACAGUUCCUUAUUUUAAACAGCUAAAGGUCCGUCAGAUAUAUCAAACUCUUUUGUACUGAUUUAACUCUAUUAACUGACAGAAUUCAUAGUUUGGGUUUACACUGCAGUCCUGCCUGGGUAAAUUUGCACGGUUGGCGACAUGCUGACCCUUGCUCCCCCCUCCCUCGGAUGGCAAGGUCUCCGUGGGGGUGGGCGAUGCGCCGGUGUGGAUGCAGUACACGGGUGUUUACUGCAGAUGUCAUCACCGCUGUUGGGUCAGACGUGAGAUAGUCGCUUUAACUGCCAAAAGAAAUAUGGAAAUAAAGCUCGUUUCAUAAAA